AUGACGUUGGCCAACUACAAAUUCCCCACGGACCGCCUUCGCAAGGUCCUCAAAGAUGACUCCAAGACGCCCCUCGUGCUCGUCUCGUGUGGCUCCUUCUCUCCUCCGACGAACCUCCAUCUGCGCAUGUUCGAGCAGGCUUCCGACUACUGCGAGUUCCAAACCCAGUACGAGCUUAUCGGCGGCUUCUUCAGUCCCGUAGGCGAUGCGUACAAGAAGGCUGGCUUGGUCUCCGCGCAGCACCGGAUCAACAUGACAAAUAUCGCCGUCAGGGAGAGCUCAGAUUGGAUUGGGGUGGAUGCCUGGGAGCCACUGCAUAAGGAAUACCUGCCGACCGUCAAGGUCCUGGACCACUUCGACUACGAACUGAACGACGUUCUUGGUGGAAUAGAGACACAGACGGGGGAGAAGAAGCGCAUCCACGUUGCUCUGCUCGCCGGCGCCGAUCUCAUCCAAACUAUGAGCACGCCAGGACUCUGGGCGCAUGAGGACCUGGACAGGAUCCUUGGCCACUACGGUGCAUUCAUUCUCGAGCGCAGUGGCACAGAUAUUGACGAUGCGCUUGCCAGUCUCCAGCAGUGGAGAGACAACAUCAGAGUCAUCCAACAACUCAUCCAAAACGACGUGUCAUCCACCAAGAUCCGGCUCUUCCGCAAGCGAGGCAUGAGUAUUCGAUACCUCAUCCCCGACAAAGUCGUCGACUACAUCUACGAGCAUGAUCUCUACAUGGACGAUGAGAAGAAGUCGGAUAAAGGCAAGGAGAAGGCCGUAGAGAACUCGGCAUCGGCUGGCGCCUCAUGA
Molecule: messenger RNA, 801 nt
Organism: Mytilinidion resinicola
Lineage: Eukaryota; Fungi; Ascomycota; Dothideomycetes; Mytilinidiales; Mytilinidiaceae
Product: nicotinamide mononucleotide adenylyltransferase 1
Exons: 2
Coding region: 1-801 (266 amino acids)
Biological process (GO): NAD+ biosynthetic process
Molecular function (GO): nicotinamide-nucleotide adenylyltransferase activity; nicotinate-nucleotide adenylyltransferase activity
Source: RefSeq, a predicted model, not a curated record